Messenger RNA from Prorocentrum cordatum, 854 nucleotides. Lineage: Eukaryota; Dinophyceae; Prorocentrales; Prorocentraceae. The record is from the annotation of a GenBank genome assembly.
GCGCCAGACACCAGGUCUGUCCAAUUGCUCUCCGACGCGCGGGGGAAUCCAGCUAGAGUGGCCGCGGUUCCUUUCAUUGACGGGCGCAUUGUCUUCACCGAUGUCGCCCCGCCUGUGCCUCUGCUUCGGCUCUUCAGGGAAAGGCGCGACAAUCAAAUCGGCGGUCUGGAGGUGCUCAGCAUCGCGCUGGGCCUGGCCACCUUUGAGCCGCUCAUGUCGGGCCGAUGCGUGAACAUCUUUUCGGAUAAUUCAGGCAGCGAGUGGGCCGUCCGGUCCGGUGCGGCGAAGCAGUUUGACCACAAUUGCCUGGUCCACUCAUUCUGGCGCAUGGCGCUGGAUGCGAAUUGCAAUCUGCACGUUCAGCGUGUGGCGUCGGUGGACAACAUCGCCGACCUGCCGUCGCGCGAGUCAUAUUCCCUGCUGUAUCGCUUGGGGGCGGAGUGGAUUCCUCCGGUGCUGGACGAUGUCGGGCAGGGGUUGGCGUCCUCCCUCGCGCACGUCGCGGUCGCGCUUCGCCUGUGGGCGCGCGAGGGCAUCGCUGGUUUGUCGGCGCACCUGGAGAAUGUCAUCGGUGUUCGCGCGAUGGCGCUGGCUGGAUUGCUCGCUCAGCUUCGCGCGGUUUGCCCUGAGGCACGCCCUCUUCCUGUGUUCGCCGCUGCCGAGCUGCUUGCCGAUAACGGCGCCGACGCCGUGAGCGAUUUGGUUGGCGUCACCCUGGCAGACUUCAGGGGCGCCGCGGCUUUAUCUUGCGACGCCCGCGAGGUGGUCCGCGCGGCUAUCGCGGCAGCCCAGCGCGGCGGCGCGCCAGCCGCGCUGGGCAGGGGCAGCGCGGGCGCUUCUCCUGCGCCCGCCCC